AUGCCGACUACAACACCCAACCAGAAAAUCACCAAAGUCAAACAUUUUGGUGGUGAGUGGGUCGAAAUCAGGCUCGUAGGAGAUACAUUUGACGUGGCCAAUAAAGUGGCACACAGGUUUUCUGAUGAUGAAGAUAUCCCGUACAUCCACCCUUUCAACGAUGAAGAUGUGAUGGCCGGUCAGGGUACGGUAGCCAAAGAGAUACUGGAUGAUAUAGAUGUACCACUGGAUUUUCUUCUGGUGGCAGUGGGUGGUGGUGGUUUGAUAUCCGGUGCAGGAUCAUACUUUCGUCAGAAGAGCCCUGGUACAAAAAUCAUAGCUGUCGAAGCA
Darwinula stevensoni is the source of this 330-nucleotide messenger RNA. The record is from the annotation of a GenBank genome assembly. NCBI's taxonomy places the organism in Eukaryota, Metazoa, Arthropoda, Ostracoda, Podocopida, Darwinulidae.